Molecule: messenger RNA, 3849 nt
Organism: Dunckerocampus dactyliophorus (ringed pipefish)
Lineage: Eukaryota; Metazoa; Chordata; Actinopteri; Syngnathiformes; Syngnathidae
Gene: rnf13
Product: ring finger protein 13
Exons: 10
Coding region: 317-1450 (377 amino acids)
Biological process (GO): ubiquitin-dependent protein catabolic process; protein ubiquitination; positive regulation of DNA-templated transcription
Cellular component (GO): nucleoplasm; cytoplasm
Molecular function (GO): zinc ion binding; ubiquitin protein ligase activity
Source: RefSeq, a predicted model, not a curated record
CGGAAGUUUGUAUUCUCCCAUGAAGCAAGAAGACAGAGGAGAGGAUUAACGAGACGGCCCGGUCGUUCAAACGGCGUGACGCUCGACCCGGAUCGAUGUCGAGUAACACACUCCUCCGGAGCAUUUGUAAAUAAAUAUAGCAAUGUCCCUGUCAGGAGCUUCAAUUGAGGAUAAGAAAAACCUCCGCGAAGAAAUCAAGGUGUGACAACAACGGGUGCUAUAUCACAGUGUGUGAGCGUGUGUGUGUGUGUGCAUGCACAUUGGUGUUUGUUUGUGUAAGUGUGAGUGGUAUAGCAGCUGACAACGUGAUGCCAAGAUGCUGCUGUCCCUGGGAAUGCUGAUGCUGUCGGCCACGCAGAUCUACACCAUCUUCACCGUCCAGCUCUUUGCCUUCCUCAACCUGCUGCCCGUGGAAGCCGACAUCUCCGCUUACUCAUUUGACAACAAAACAGAGAACUUUGAUGACCUCCCUUCACGCUUUGGGUACCGACUACCCAGCGAUGGAUUGAAGGGUUUCCUGAUCGGCGCACGGCCAGCGAAUGCGUGCGAGCCCAUCGAUCCCCCUCCCCGGGACAACUCGACAGGAGCCUUCAUCGUCCUCAUCAAACGCUUUGACUGCAACUUUGAUAUUAAGGUCCUCAACGCACAGAAAGCCGGGUACAAGGCAGCCAUUGUUCACAAUGUGGACUCUGAUGACUUGAUCAGCAUGGGCUCCAAUGAUUUGGAUGUUCUGAAGCAGAUAGAUAUUCCUUCUGUGUUUGUGAGCGAGGAGACGGCCAACUCUCUGAAAGAGGAAUACCUGUAUGACAAAGGCGGGCGUGUGAUCCUCAUGCCUGACUUCAGCCUGCCGCUGGAAUACUACCUGAUCCCCUUCCUCAUCAUAGUGGGAAUCUGCCUCAUCCUCAUUGUGGUCUUCAUGAUCACAAAGUUCGUCCAGGAUCGACACAGGGCCAGGAGAAGUCGCCUCCGCAAAGAGCAGCUAAAGAAACUUCCCAUCCACAAGUAUAAAAAAGGAGACGUCUACGACGUUUGUGCCAUCUGUCUGGACGAGUAUGAAGAAGGAGACAAACUGAGGGUCCUGCCAUGUUCUCAUGCGUACCACAGCAAGUGUGUGGACCCCUGGCUGACCAAAACCAAGAAGACGUGUCCCGUGUGCAAGCAGAAGGUGGUCCCCUCGCAGGACGACUCCGACUCGGACGAGAGCGGCGCCGAUGAGAACGAGGAGGCGUCCGAAAGCACCCCUUUGCUGCGUUCGCUGGCGUCCACCAGCGCCCACUCCUUCGGCACCAUGUCGGGGGCGUCUCGCUCGGACCAGUCGUCGGAGUACGAGGACGACGGGCUGGACAGCAGCAGCAACAGCGAUGAGGAUGAGGUCACCGUGGAGACUGUGGUGGUUCAGAUGCAGCAGUCCAGCCCUGACAGCCACCAUGACGACUUGCCUCACGCUUGAAUGACUGCUGGGACACUGAGCCGCUUCCACUACUAUACUGUACUCACUACAUACUCAACAUACCUUUUCUUGCUACAUUGCGGAGGACUUGGCUGGAAGUGAUAGGACGAGAGACAGACAUACAGUAGACUACUGUAUGCAACACACACUCGCCUAAGAUGCCAGACAAAGUACAGCACUACGUAAAUAAGACACAUUACUACACAUGAAUGAUUUCUUGUACUCAUCCAUGCACCUUCAACUGCUAUGCAGCCUCCCCUCCUCCAUCACACUUCUUCUAUACCAGACUGUGGAAGUAUACCAAGGACUAUUAAGGCCACAAUCAAAGAAAAGUGUCAAAUUAUGAGGAAAAAGUCAGUUACAAGAAUAAAACUGUAAUAUUCCAAGAAAAAAGUUAUUUUUCAUAAUUUUAGAAGACUUGAAGGUGAACAACUAGUAGAAUCGCAAGGCCAGUCUUGAGAAAAACAAAAAUAUGCCUUUACAUUUAUUUAAAUGGCAGUUUAGCUUGGCCAUGAGUAAAGUAUGAGACAAAAGUGUUGCAAUAUCACAAUUUAUUCAAGUAUUUUUAUUUAUAAUCUUGCAUGGAUAAAAAAAAAACGAAUAUGAAAAAAAAUGUUUUAAAUAAAGACGGAAUAUUUAUAUUUAAAUAUUGCAUGAUUUAUCUUCAUACAAACUAGGGGUGCCCCAGUCGAUCGACCUAUUUCCAUGAAAAAACACGUGAUUGACAUGUCUUAUAACGCCGAUCACGUCCGCCCGCUACGACAGUAUUGCAGCAACCAGCCUGUAGCGACCGUCUCCAGCCCACUUUUCUUUCACACUGUGCAGGCGUGCUUAAAGCCAGAAACAAACAUGUCUGCCGUGUAGCCAAAACACUGGACACUCAGUCGCAGGUCUAAGUCGGAUAGCCCAAAAAAUGGUUGGCUUCGUCACUCUGGAUAGUCAACUGUCGGUGGAGGAAACAAGCUGAUCUGGCAUCUCAAGUCUCCUUAAAGAAGGCGUCUGAUCUUAAGUUUCACCCGAUAUUUGAAAAAGGAAAAUAUUUUGUCUCAAUUGUGAUUUUGUGGUUCCCCUUUCAUAUAUUGCCCAGGGCUCACCAACGUGGUGGCCGCCAGCACCAGGGAGCCCCCCACAAACCUGCUUUUCCUUCAGGUUUUCAGUUAAUGUGAGAACACUAGAAAGAAAUGCAUUCUGAAAUACACAUUGAGGGUUGAGGAUACCAGCAUUGUUAUUCGGUUUGAAAUAAACUAUGAAAAUAAAUGCCACCAAAAUGAGUAGCUCUCGGCCAGUUUCAUUUUGUAAAAGUGGCGCACAAGGAAAAAAAAAAAAGUUGCUGACCCGUGAUAUUUUAUAAAUGUACUUAAGCUGUAUCGGACAAUUUCACUGAUUGGUAUCGGCAGCAUAAAACCCUGAUGGGAUCAUCCCUAAUAUGCACACACAUUUAGACUUUGUCCCGCUCAUAAAACGAGCAUUUAUUCUCAAUCAGCUUUCAGUGUGGCCUUAUUACGGCAUGGUAAACUGGUGAUGUGUUCACUGCACACAAACGCAUCAUGUUUGACAAGCCUUGUCCAACUCCCCAGCCUCAUUUUGCCAUUUAUAUACGCUAACAUUGCUUUGACAGUUACUUUUGCCGCGCUUUCAUUGCAAAUUCACUUGAAUAAAAAAAAUUAAAAAAAAGAUAAUGAAAUGGUUAAUUCCCCCAUCUGUUAACAAAAAUGAAGGCUUUUCCCCCCAAAAAGGCAAGCACUGCACAAAUUUUCCAUGAUAAAAUGUAACUGCUGGCUGAGACGUGGACGCAGUGAGUGCAACUUUUCCUGGAGGCAACAGUCACACCAAAAAAAAAAAAACAUGUCAUGUGAGAUUGAAAUAAUCACAAAAAACAACUUCAUCUGGUUGGAAUAAAUUUAUUUUGAUCUGUCUGUAAACAAGGUGAUAAAUCAAUUUAUGGCAUUGUUGCUUGUAUGCACUGACAAACUAUCCCAGAUACAAGAAAAAGAAAGUGAGAACAUAAUCAGCAAAACAGGACUUUGAAACAAAUUUGAGGAGUACACACGUCUCAAGGCCUACAGAGUGGAGCUGAAGCUUUAUUCAACAAAAACGUGUGUUGGGGGGAGGGGAGGGGAGGGAGGGGAGGCAAAUGAAAUGACUAGCUCAUAGUGGGUAAUCAACAAGACUGCUAACAUUAUGGCACAGGAUACAUUGCUUCCAACCAAUCCCAUCUCCCAAUGAGUGUCGCUUGGACUUUAGCAGUUGGACGUUACAGUUGGCGCUAACUGAGUCAAGGCUCAGCGCACAGUGACAGAAAGAAGGCAAUUUAUUCCACAGUUUCAGUUGUCGACACGGCGAGAUUUGUUCAAAUGCAGUGUAGCUGAAUGUAGGAAAUCAAAGAAAAACAUGAAAAA